Medicago truncatula (barrel medic) is the source of this 724-nucleotide messenger RNA. Its product is annotated as protein BUNDLE SHEATH DEFECTIVE 2, chloroplastic. The coding region runs from base 53 to 475 and encodes 140 amino acids. The transcript has 4 exons. Lineage: Eukaryota; Viridiplantae; Streptophyta; Magnoliopsida; Fabales; Fabaceae. The record is from RefSeq and is a predicted model, not a curated record. Gene Ontology annotation, molecular function: protein folding chaperone. Gene Ontology annotation, cellular component: chloroplast stroma; protein folding chaperone complex.
GUGUCCAACGUCCAUUACCAACAAAAUAUCUCUUUAUCCUUUUAAUUUUCCAAUGGUUUCUGCUCUGUGCCUAACCCCUUCAUGUCUUGGUACUAAAAUUUUCUGUGUUCAAACUUCUGAAUGUUCAGGUCUGAACAUAACAAGCCAUACAAAUACGAACCGAAAACAUUUCAGGGUCAAUUAUGGGUUCCAAGGCCCUCCCACAGAGAAGUAUUGCCUUGUCACUGCAAAGGCUACAAAUGACAACCAGCAAAACACAAAACCAAAUAGUGUCAUUUGUGCUGAUUGUGAUGGAAAUGGAGCUAUUGUCUGUUCUCAAUGCAAAGGUAGCGGAGUGAACUCUGUUGAUAUUUUUGAUGGACUGUUUAAAGCUGGUGCAUCCUGUUGGCUUUGCGGAGGCAGGAAGGAGAUGUUAUGUGGGAAUUGCAAUGGAGCUGGAUUUAUUGGUGGCUUCUUGAGCACAUAUGAUCAGUAAGGAGGGACAGAUCCAACGAUAGCGAACAAGUUCAGUAUAUAUUAAUUGUUUUGGUUCAAAUACUUUUCACUCUUUAAACUUUGUGUUUAGUUAUCUCAGUUCACUUGUAGCCAUAGUGGUUGCUAAAAAAAAAGAUGCAGGACACUAUCAUAUGAUGCUCAAGGAAACAUAGAUGCUCUAAUGUAUAUCAAAUAUUAAUCCAUUAUUACAUACUUCAUUGAAUGGCAAAACAGUCUUGAUUUCUUUCUA